GGUGUGGAUUGCCGAAGCGGACAAAAUGCCGAGCCGCCCCCGCUCGGAAGGAGCCUGCCCGUCCGUCGUGGGGCCACUCCAGCUCCCUCUCCCGCGUGACGGGGCCAAGGCAGGAGAAGGAGAAAGAGCCUCGCCGGCUGCAGAGCCGCAGCCCGAGGAGCAUGUUGGCUUUGCACCCUCUGCCUCCGGAGGAAGAGCGCUACCGGCAGGUCCACGCCAAGCAGCCGGUUCCUAUAACAGAUGAAGAUAAUAUGGAGGAUGGCUGUUCUCAGAAACUGGUAUCUGCCAAAUACUUCCGAUUCUUGUUGCUGGUACUAAUUCCAUGCAUCUGUGCUCUUAUACUUUUGCUGGUGAUCCUUCUAACAUUUGUGGGUGUGUUGGGGAAAGCAUGCUUUUAUUCAAAUGGAAGUGACAUAUUUAGCACUGAUGGUGACACUGAAACAUCUGACACUCCUCUUCCAAACAUGACCGGAAGUAGCUUAAAUGUAGUUCCUUCAGUGGACAACAAAAUACAGCCACCAUCUUGGACAACUAACCCAAUCUUUCAUGUUGACCAAAUCCAUAAAAACUUUAGUAUACGUAAAGGAGCCACACAACUUGUCUCUCAAGCUCCAGCACUGAAAACUAGUUCUACUGAUGAAAGAACUUUGACAAAUGCCCCUGGGGACACAUCCUGGUCAUCAGCCAAAACAGAGGAAACGCCAUGGUCCACGGAUAUAUCCAUCAAUAUGGUAGACAAGACAUCUUCCCUUCCUGUGCUCAAACCUACAAACCCAUCUGCUGUGCAAGGAAUGACUAUGAAAAAAAGUUUCUGCAUAAAUAUCACCUACAGCCAAUGUCAAAUGCUGCCAUACAACCGUACCACUUCAACACCAGUCCUUCCCAUUGUCAAAAGCAUUGAAAUUGAAAAAUUUAUCAAGUUCUUCGGUUAUCUCAAUCGCCUCAGCUGCUAUCAACACAUCAUGCUGUUUGGAUGCAGCCUUGCUCUUCCUGAGUGCAUCAUCAAUGGCGAUGACAGCCAUGGACUCCUGCCUUGCAGAUCAUUUUGUGAGGCUGCAAAGGAAGGAUGUGAACCUGUUCUUGGGAUGGUGAAUUCUUCUUGGCCAGAGUUCCUUGCAUGUUCCCAGUUCCAAAACAAAAGUGAAAAUGACAACAUUACCAAGGUCUGUUUCUCCCCAGAACAAGAAACAGGAAAGCAAUUGCUUUGUGAAGGGGAUGAAAGCUUUGUGUGCAGAAGUGGAAUUUGUAUCCCAGGGAUACUGCAGUGUAAUGGCUACAACGACUGUGAUGACUGGAGUGAUGAAGCUUAUUGCAAUUGCAGUGAAGGAGUUUUCCGUUGCAACACAGGAAAAUGCCUCAAUUACACUUUUGUUUGUGAUGGAUAUGAUGACUGUGGAGACCUAAGUGAUGAGCAGAAUUGUGAUUGUAAUCCACUAACUCACUACCAAUGUGGAGAUGGGAGAUGCAUAAGAAUGGACUGGGUAUGUGAUGGUGACCAUGACUGCACAGACAAAUCAGAUGAAGUCAACUGCUCAUGCCACAGCCAAGGACUAGCAGAAUGCAAAAAUGGUCAGUGUAUUCCCACUGCUUUCCAGUGUGAUGGAGACAAGGACUGUAAAGAUGGAAGUGAUGAAGAAAAUUGUAGUAAAAGUCAGACACCAUGUCAGGAAGGAGAUCAGAAAUGUGCUUCUGCUUCCUGCCCUGAUUCCUGUAGCUCCUCUCCUUUCUGUGACGUGAAUAAUAGACAAGCAAAUUGUAGUCAGUGUGAACCAAUUACACUGGAAUUAUGCUUGAACCUGCCUUAUAACUACACUAAUUACCCCAACUACUUGGGCCAUAGAACACAGAAGGAAGCCUCAAUCAGCUGGGAGUCCUCUCUCUUUCCAGCUUUGGUUCAGACUAACUGUUACAAAUACCUUAUGUUUUUUGCGUGCACCAUUUUAGUGCCAAAAUGUGAUCUUCAAACCAAUCAACGUAUCCCGCCUUGCAGAACACUUUGUGAACAGUCCAAGGAGCGAUGUGAAUCAGUUCUUGGAAUUGUUGGUUUACAAUGGCCAGAAGAUACUGAUUGCUCUCAGUUCCCAGAAGAAAGCUCAGACAAUCAAACCUGUCUUACACCUGAUGAUGAUGUAGAAGAGUGCUCACCCAGUCACUUCAAAUGUCAUUCAGGAAGAUGUGUGCUGUCCUCUAGAAGAUGUGAUGGUCAGGCAGAUUGUGAAGAUGACAGUGAUGAAGAGAACUGUGGAUGCAAGGAAAGAGGUCUUUGGGAAUGCCCAACAAGCAAACUGUGCAUCAAACAUACAAUGAUAUGUGAUGGAUUUGCAGAUUGUCCUGACAAUGCAGAUGAAAAAAACUGCUCAUUUUGCAAAAAGGAUGAGAUUACAUGUGCCAACCAUGAUUGUGUGCCUCGUCAAGCUUGGUGUGAUGGGCAGAUACACUGUGUUGAUAAAUCAGAUGAAUGGGACUGUGUAACCCUGUCUAAAAACACAAGCUCCUUGAUGUUCCUAACUGUUCAAAGGUCAGCUACCAAUUACCACGUAUGCGCUGAUGGAUGGGAAGAAAGUUUAAGCCAUUUGGCAUGCAAACAAAUGGGUUUAGGAGGACCAUCUGUAACAGAAAUUGUCUCAGAGUAUGAGCAACCCCAUCAUGAGAAAUGGCUGAAUUUGCAUUCUGACUGGGAAAGCAAAAACAUAUCCACGUUACAUGCACAUUUGGUGACUGGAUUGCCAUGUAGAAGCAAGAGUAUGGUUUCACUUCUCUGCACCAGAGAAGAUUGUGGACGUCGGCCUGCAGCUCGUAUGAACAAGAGAAUCCUUGGCGGCAGAACCAGUCGCCCAGGACUGUGGCCAUGGCAGUGCUCCCUGCAGAGUGAACCGAGUGGGCAUAUAUGUGGUUGUGUUCUCAUUGCAAAGAAAUGGGUCUUAACAGUGGCACACUGCUUUGAAGGAAGGGAGAAUCCUGCAGCCUGGAAAGUAGUGCUUGGCAUCAACAAUUUGGAUCACCCUUCAGUCUUUAUGCAGACCCUCACGGUGAAGAAUGUUAUCCUGCACCCUCGGUAUAACCGUGCUGUAGUGGACUAUGAUAUAAGCAUUGUGGAACUCAAUGAAGACAUCAAUGAGACAAGCUACGUAAGGCCAGUUUGCCUACCCAGGAGGGGUCAGCGAGUUCAGCCAGAUACCUAUUGCUACAUCACUGGUUGGGGACACAUGGGCAACAAAAUGCCUUUCAAACUUCAAGAAGGAGAAGUUCGUAUUAUUUCCUUAGAACAGUGUCAAUCGUAUUUUGACAUGAAGACCAUCACUGGCAGGAUGUUAUGUGCUGGUUAUGAGUCUGGCACUGUGGAUUCUUGCAUGGGUGACAGCGGUGGACCUCUUGUGUGUGAACAGUCUGCUGGACGCUGGACAUUGUUUGGUUUAACUUCUUGGGGCUCCGUCUGUUUUUCCAAACUUUUGGGACCUGGAGUUUAUAGCAAUGUGUCUCACUUUACUGAAUGGAUUGAAAGACAGAUCUACAUCCACACGUUUCUGCUCCACUGAUUUUCCAGAAUAGAAAUGUUGUGCAAAGACAAAGUCCAAGGGCACCUAAACCAUGAAGAAUUUGAACUGAAGAUAUCUGAUGAAUGAGAAAUUCUGUAUGUUUCAGGGCACAGGAUAUGGAACAACAUAUAGCAAUUUAUACAUCCUUUUGUGCCAAAGAUGCUUCUGGGUAAUGAUGGUCAAAUAUUUUUGUAAUAAUUUCUGAUGUUUUUCCAUUAGCAGUGUUGUGAUACUUUUCACAUACACUCAGAAAAACGUAUAGAGGAAGAAUCAAACAAUAUAAUAGAUUAUAUUCCAGAAACAGAACUAGGAGUAGUACAAAAAUAUUAGCUCAUCAAAAGAGAAAGAUUGGUGACAGAUAAAUUUGACUUCUGUCUCUUGCAGUGAACAGCUGGCGUAUUUUCAAGGGCAACUGCCAUAUCUAUGGAAAAUAGUCUUUUUAAAAGUUCAAAAUACUUGUUUCUCUACAACUUCCAAGUAAACUUGAUUAUUAGUACAUAGCAAAAGAGAUAUCAAUUUAUGCCACUAUUCAGGCUAUGCACAAACCACCUGACAAAAAAGGCUGCUUUAAUAUUCAGAUCUGGUUACUUCUGCAUUUCUUUUCCUUGCCAUAGCCCAGGUUAGGAAUUUAUUUCAUCCUCCUAUUCUUAUCAGUCUUACUCUCUCAUCUUUUACAAUGAAACCACACAUUAACAUUAAUAUCUCUAGUCUUUCUCAUUUUUUUUUUAAAAAACUCCUUUCUCCUCUGUAGCAUUUUGCUUUAAAAAAAAAACAAAAAAACUUUACCUAUUUUUUCCUUGUUGUUCUAUGGAGAAAGUUGGCCUUCAAAUACUCCAAGACAUCUACUGAGAGCUUCACAAGUUUCCCAAUUGUCAUACUGAAAUUGUCAAAGACAGCUGUAUGGUCCUUACAACCUCUUCUUGGAGCCAUUUGGAUGCUACAUAAAAUUGCCGUCUUAUCCAUUUGUCCCUUAAAUAGUUUUUUGAGCAGCUAGAGGAAAUUAUUAAUCUUGAUGCCCCUUUGCUUAUCCCAGCUAGAAGUUCAGUGGAACUCAAGAUUCUUAAGAACCUCUCAGUACCUAUAUUUAUGUGAUCAGUCAGAUGCUCCCCUUGUAGCUAUUUCAGGAGCCUCAAACAUAUGAUCAGAUGAAAUCAUUCACAAAUCGCUAUAAAAAGUGAUGUUUCCGGAGACUAUGAAUCAGUAGACUAAAAAUUCAGGAUAGAUCUCUUAGUCCACAUAUUUAUCUACAAUGCAAAUUACUUUGGAGAGAGUAUACUCACCUGCCCAUAAAUGCAAAAGGUAGGAAAGAAUGAGCUCUUACUUCCUAGAUAAUAAUAAUAAUAAUAAUAAUAAUAAUAAUAAUAAUAAUAAUUUAUUUAUAACCCGCUUCCAUCUCCUCAAGGGGACUCAGAGCGGUUCACAUGGGGACCAAGUCCAAGAAUCAAACAGAUAAAAGCAGAACACAAUAAUGACAUAUAUAAUAUAAAAAAUUAACAGUAAAAUAACAUUCAUAAAAUACAACAGUGGAUAUCAGGACUAAAAAGGAGGAACUAUUAAAAAUUGCAAGGGAAGGCAGACAUGUGCAAAAACACAAGGUAAUAAAAUUAGGAAUAAGAAUAAAGUGCUGGAGAUUAGGGCAAACUCCUUCAAUCUCUGUUGGAGGAUUAAAAUAGUAAAACAUUUAUUAAGAAUGCUGUUACUAUCACUAACAAUCCCUUCCCCAGAGAAGUAUAAAUUAAAACAUCUCUGUCUUGACUAUUUUCUCUACUUUGGGUCCCUGGAUAACCUUAGGCAAGCCAUUCUCUCUCAGCUUUAAUUUCUACCAACUGCAAUAGAGAAACUAAUAUUAUUGAUUUACUAUACAGUGUCCUGGUAAAUUGCUGCUAUUAGAUAAUGCAUAUAAAGUGCUUUAAACACCAGAAACUAAUAUGCUGCUACUUCUCCAACUCCUUAAUGUCAUUGAUGCUAUUCUUAGAGUUAAACCAAAUUUCAGGGGCUGAAAUGUGGAGCGGGUUCCCUUAACCCAUAAUAGACUGGAGGGAUUUUUUUCCAGAACCUAUAGCAUCUUUCCAUAACAGACAAAUACUGACAACUAGCAGCCAGGAAUUAGAUUAAUGCAAACCUUUGGAUUCUUUCUCUAACAAAUUCUUAUGGAAUAAAUGAAUGAAAUCACAUUCCUGAGGUUACGGAUGAUGGAGUCUGGUCCGAUAAUCAAAACAUGUUCUUUGUACAUCUAUAUAAGAUGUUUUGCUCUAGGGCGAUGGUACUCUCCUCAAAUGGAAAGCCUAAUGAAAGAAUUUCAGAGAUUAGAAAUAUUAAGGCAGGGAUCUUCAAUUUUUUUUAAGAAGAGGGCCGGUUCACAAUUCUCUCAGAAUGUUUGAGGGGGCGGGGGUAUUGUUUGAACAAAACAUGAAUGAAUUCCAAUGCACACUGCAUGUAUUUUAUUUGUAGUGCAAACCAUGAAAAAACAAUACAAUAUUUAAAAUGAAAAACAAUUUUAACCAACAUAAACUUAUCAGUAUUUCGUUGGGAAGUGUGGAUGUGCUGAUGAGAUAGUCAAGUUAAUUAGGACUGUUGUUGUUGUGUGCCUUCAAGUCAUUUCAGACUUAGGGUGACCCUAAGUCUAAAGUUUAGGUCAGGAGUUGGAUAAAUAACCUUAGGUCCACAUCGUCUGGAUGCUGAGAAGAGGUCCGAGGCAGAAAAGGGCUGAAGGAAAGAGCCCAAGGGGCUGCAUCAGGCCCACAGGCCUGGGUUUGCCCAUGCCUGGUCUAUAGCUAUAUGGCAGUGUCUUAAGUAAAGAAUGACAAAACCAUCACUAGGGUUGGCUUCUUUAUGUUUUCCCAGUGAUUCAAGGAAGGGUUAUUAACACAGUGCAAACAAAAAUACAUAAAAUACAUAACACUGACCUCAUAGAUCAUUUUUAGUUUCUGUAAGAUAUGAAAGGAAAUGAUCUCUGAUAUCAGUAGAACAUGGCUAUAUGCUGUAUUGCCAGGUGUGAGACUGAAUUUCAAUUCUUACACAUUGAACGUGAUUGUUCAACAAUGGAACUAAGUUAAUAUGUAUUGUGUGUACCUUCAAGUAGUUUCUGGCUUAUGGAGAUCCUGUGCUAUAGGUUUUUUUUGUUUUUUACAAGAUUUGUUCAGAUGGGGAUUAACCUUUGCUUUCUUCUGAGAACAAGUGUGAUUUGCCCCAGAGUCCUACUACAACAUCCAAAGUACACCAUGCUGGUUCUCUUCCUAAAACCAAUACCUACCUAUAUGAGAAGAUAGUGAAUUGUCAUCUUAGUGCCUUCACAGGAUCUUGCAAAAGCAGUUAUAUGAAUUAUUACAUCAGUAUUUUAAAUUAAAAACUAGGUUGCCCAUUGGUGUUAUAGUGACUAGUAUCCAAGUUGGGACCUUUUAUUGUUCCAGAGAUCAAGAGUGCUUUUUAGUCAGAUCUACGGUUUGAAAAGCAACAUGACUUUGGUUACUUCACUCAGACUCUAAUCUUGCUUUACAUUUGUUCUAAUGCACAUGAAAAAUUAUGGCACACAAUGGAGAUUUAGGAUAUUUUUUUGUUUUCUGUGUUAAGAAAUAUCAAUUUAAAAAGGACAUUAAUGAUUGACAGAGUCAUGCAUAACUGUUAUCUACAAGAGUCCUGGGUCUUUUUCCUCAAUAGUAUCAAUCCACUAUACAACAAAGCAGAAGCUUUUGAUUAUUUGAUGGCCAGCUGCUUGGCUAUCAUCCAUUCAUGAAAAUUCAAGUCUACGGUGUUACGGGCACUUCUCUUUCCAUUUGGUGGCCUGGGUAGUGUAGCUGUGGAUCCCUAGAGUUUGCUCAUCCAUAAUCUAAUGAAUGCCUUUCUGAGGCUACUUGCCUCCAACAUAGUUCUCCAAGUUAUGAUUUCUGUGGAGACAUUUCCAUUGAAACCAGAUCAUUUCAAUGUUCUUAUUAAAGAGACAACUGAUUGGAUAUUGUAGGGGUGUGGAGAGUUGUGGUCUGUUUAAGCUAGAAAUAGGAUUGCUUAUACCUGCCGCCCACUCUACUCCCUAUUGCUCCUUCCUGCAGUAGUUUGCACUGGAGCCAACCAACUGUGGCAGACAGGACUAAGAAAAAUACAUUUGCUGUGGCAUAAAUGAUUUUUUCCAGUCCUAUUCCUUACAGUUGGUUGGUUCUAGCUUAACUCCAGUAUUGAAGAAGAGCAAGGAGUGAUAAACAGAGCAGAGAGUGUGUGUUUGAAGAGAAAUAGUUGUAAAAUCUUGUUUGUUGACAAUUCCCCAAAUAGAUUAUGCUGCGAUGCCAGCAGGAGUUAUGAUAUAGGAGUGGCAUACACACAGAUAGAAUGGGUGGUCUUUGUGUUGUUACAUUCAUCUGAAGAGAGAGGAGACGAUUCAGUUUCCUGAGGAGGAACUGCUUGCUUGUUUUCUUCCUCAGAGUGUGUGGCAGUCUUUUGCCUAUUUGCUUCUCCAGCCUUUUUGUCAUGUUGCUAGGGAUGAGGUGGUGUGGUGAAAAAAUAGGGCAGGAGGAGAAUGAAGUGGGAAAAGGAUGAGAGGAUCUUGAUUAGGAAGACCAACCUCCCUGCCCUUGAACCUCUUUCUUGCUCUGCCUCCCCAGUCCUUUCAUAAGCAGGAUUCAGUACCACAUCUCUUCUCACCUCUCCUCUGUUUCUUUUCUCUGUGGCUCCCAGCUGGCUUCCUCAUAUUUUAGUGGACGGCCCUCUACUUCUUCACACUAUGUUUCCUUCUGUUAGAUGGGAUAAUGCCGUGUGUUAUGUGUCACGGGGAGGGUACUAGGUUGGCUUCUUUCUGCCCUCUGUAUGUUUGUAGACCUCAAAUCAAAUAAUUUUGUUGUACAAGCCCAAGGCCAUGACAAAAAAGCACACAUGCACACAAUAGCACCCUCGGGAUCAACAGGCACCAGGGAUACAAAACAGAGAGCAUAAUCUUCUAAGGAGAUCUGCUCAUGGCUUGUAGACCAAAACUGCUGCCCCACCUCCACUUUCUAGUAUUUGGGGGAUGUGUGGAAGAAGAGACUACAAUAUUCAGUAUUAGCCAUAGUAAUUUUUGUUCCAUUACUAUUCUCUUUUUAAAAGGGAUCUGUAAUGGUUAUGGUCUGCAUGGGUAACCUGUUUAUUCUUAUGUUGGUGGCGUGAAACAGUUCCUCAGUAGAGCUUAAUUGACCCUUAAUGAAGUCUCUGACUGGAAGCUGUUUAGUCAAAACUGGGGCCCAGUUGUGGGAAAAUUCACAGUGCUGCACAAUAUCUCUUCCUCUCCACACAUUUCCAUCCUCUCACAUGGUUGGCACAGUGCUGUAUUUUAAUUACUGUAUUUUUCUUGGAAAUGCUGGCUGUAUUUAAGCCUUAGGACACAAUUUACAGUUUACUGUAAGCAAGCACCAUCAAAUAGAAUGUGUAGAUCUAGGCAAAAUUGUACUGUACAGCUACUAGUCAGUGUAUACAUAGAAUCCGCAUGGCUCAGAUGAAUGAAAGUAUUGGACUCUGAUUUCGACUGAAUGUUAGUAGGAACAUCCUGACCAUAUGAACCUUGGUCAAUGGAUAGUCAGACACUAGAACAGAAGGUGAUAGAUUCUCAACUAUUUGAAGUUUUUAAAGUAAGGUUACAUGUCCAGUUCUCAGGGGUGUUUUAACUGUAGAUUCCUGUAUCAGGAGUAGCAUCCCAAAUAGCUUGAUUAGAACCCUUUGCCAGAAUCCCAGAGGGAGGCUGUGGUUGGAGCAAGCUAUAGGACAGUAGUUCUCAACCUGUGGGUCCCCAGGUGUUUUGGCCUACAACUCCCAGACAUCCCAGCCAGUUUAUCAGCUAUAAGGAUUUCUGGGAGUUGAAGGCCAAAACAUCUGGGAACCACAGGUUGAGAACCAUUGCUAUAGGAGAAAUGGGAAGAGAUGGGAGUCUACUUCAGGGAUAAAGGAAGAAUUCCACAAGAGGGACCAAACAUGAAUUAUUGCAAGACCCGUUUCCUAUUUGCUCUUUUCCCCACACUACAAGCACCAUCAGCCGCAUCUGCAUGAAUGGAAGAAAGGAGCAGGAUGAAAUGGAAGGGGAUAUUAAAGUAAGGGUUGUCCUUAAAAAAAGGGGGGGGGAUGAGGUAUCUUAUGUAUGUCCAACAUGCACCUCUCUCUUCUUAGGGGAUUUGAUGAAUGCAUUCAACUGAAGGAUACAACCUGGGAAAUAUUCACCAUCCCACUGAUAUGAAAGACAGACUCCAAUACACUGUGCAAAACUCCCCCUUUCAUAUUGUGCAUUAGAAGUACUCAGUAAAAAAAAUGACAAAUGCUGCUUCAUCUUUACAUCAGUGCAGGAUAGGCUAAUGCAAAGUGAAAUAAUAUAGGGUUUCACCUACACUAGAAAACUGUGAGUAUGCUAUAAUGGAGAGGAUGGACUCAUGAAGCAGUUGGAGAAUUACAAUAUUAUAGAAUAUCUGUGUUUUCAGUCACAAAAUGUUGGAAGUUGUGUUAGAAGUCAAAAAAUACAUUUUUCAAAUAAAGGGCUUUGAAACAAUGAAUUAUACUAUGUAACAAAAUUUGAAAAAAAUUAUGUUCCUGUUUAAUUGUGCGGUACUUACUUUGGUCGUAGUUGUUAUACUCUAGAAACUUCUUUUUUGUGGCUGUCACAAACUAUGUUGAAUUGGUUGAGAGACUAUCCACCUCUUCACAUAGGGCAUUCUUUUGCCGCUUUUAUGUGUGGCAAGGACGAAGCCUGCCGUAUGCCAUAACAUGAUGCAUGGCAACCCCUGCCCACAUUUCUCCCAAAGUGGAGAGGAAGUGCCGAACGGUGCUUUCUCCUCCACUAUGGAGAGGAAAGUGUAGUUUGAGUAGCUCUGAUUUUGCAGUGUGAUGGCAGAAAGAGUGAUGGGGCAAGGUACAUUGCUGCUCUUUCUACCAUCUGAUGGGUGGAGGGAAAGGAUGCCAAAGCACCCUCUUCUGUCCCCGCUGUGUGAUGACUAGAGGAGGGAGGGUGUGCGGGGCACCAUGAGCCUUCCCUGCCUCCCCUUUCGUGGUGUAAUAGCAUGGCCCGAAAGGGCUGUGUGAAGGGGUCCUAAAAAUAUUUAUUGAAAAACUAUAGCAAAAUGUGCUGCAAGAUGUCCCGCAAAAACAAAGUUUUUGCAGUUUAAUAAACCUUUUCUAUGAUUUUAUGAUAUAAUCAAUUAGGAAAUGACAUUUAUAACCCGGGAACAAAAAUCAUGUUAAAUAGUGUAAUGGGAAAGAUUUGGAAUUUUUAUUCAGUCAUACUCUGCUGAACUGUCAACCUUGUCUGGACUACUUUUUGAGACGAACUUUGUAAUCUGUGUCUUCUCUUUUGAUGCACCUUGUGUAGUGUAUGCUAUUGACAAUGACCAUUGUGUUACUAAAUGUUAAUAUUUAUGUGGGUUGAAAAGCUGUACUUGAUUCAGCAUAAUAUCCCAUUUUCUCAACAACAAAAUAACCACCUGCCUUUUUAUGUUGCAUUCAUGCUGUUGAUUGAGGGUCAACAAACUGAAUAUUUCUCCCCUUGGAUUUAAUACAUGAUGUGACAUUUUUGUAGGACAAGGUAAAUUGCAUUCAUCAUUGUACUGAAUACAACCAACCUUGAAACACAAUCAUUACAAGUCGAAGGUUCAGCUCACACUUUCAUGUAAUGCUGUAUGAUGGUAUAGUGAAGAAAAAAUGGCAUGAGUUACUAACUUCAUAAUCUUGGCUGCUGUGGAAAAGGCCAGUUAGAUAGUUAGUUAUGGAAAACAGCCCAUUACAUCUGUGUGGUUAGGUACUUGCGUAUAACGUUACACUAGGUGGCUCAACUUAAUUAUUAUUUAAAUGGUGAUGGUGACAACAGAUUUGCCAUUAUUAUGUCGGGGGUGCUUUGAAUGCGAUUUCCUGCUUCUUAGCGGGGGGUUGGACUAGAUGGCCCUUGAGGUCUCUUCCAACUCUACUAUUCUAUGAUUCUAUGAUUAUAUAUGUGUAGAAUAUAUCUUUGUUGCAUUUGUCAUGUGUACUGAACCACAGAGUGGUGCAUGUGUACACUUAAUAUAGAGAUGCUGGAAUGUUUGGGGCAGAUUCGUUGUUGCAAUCCAACAGCUGGGGCACUUCCAGUUGCCUUCCCCUACUACAGAUGGAAUAUUCCCAAGCUUCAUGAGUUGGAAAUAAAAAGUCCAAGUGUGUACUGAAGCCUGAGACCCUUUGAGCUCAGUGGGACUUAAUUAGAACCAAUAUCAAUUAGGAAUUAGGUGGAUGAGUUUUCAAAUUCAGUUUUUUAAUGUAAAAAUUGAGAUUUUCUUCAUUAGAAAAACCUUACAAUUUUUGCUGAUGUUGAUGAUAACGAUGUUUAUUUAUAUCCCAAAUAAACAACGGGAUUCCCAGUUAUGGAUAUUUUUGCAACCACUAGCAAAAUGUUAGAUUCACGGAAUCACUCCAAUGCUAUCCAUGAGAUUUCCUGUACUUCAGAUAGAAACCGGCAGUCAAUAAUAUAUUAUAUUCCUUCAUUCCAGUCCGUGAAAUUUAGCCUUGCUCUACCUCAGUUGCCUUUUCGGUCCCUGAUGGUCUACAGAUCCUUAGCCUUCAUUCACUCACCUCCAACAAUAGCAGUCUUGUCUGUGUGAAGCUGUCUCCCAGCAUCUAUCUGUGAAGCUCUUUGUUUUUUUUUUAGCUCCAUGUCUUCUUUGCUGCUCUUCACAGAAAACCAUGUGUCGAGUUUUGUCUCUUAUUACUGCAGUACAUUUCCUAGCAAUUUCUUUCACAGCAUUCCAUGAAGAGAAAAUAUAUUUCUGUAACUUUGUAUGUGUAUUUUUCUACUGCUUUUUUCUAUGUAUGCUUAUGCAAAUAUUGUAUGUGCGUUUUAAAGAACCAGAUGUCCACCUUCUGAUGAAGCAGUGUUUCUCCACAUGUGUGGUCAUAGAUAGGCAGCCCAUUGUAUCCAGCCAUUAUAAAAGGGGGCUUUAAUUCAAUUGAUAUCGUUCAUACGCCAAUAUUGUUUCGCUGCCAUAUGAGAAGCUAAUGGUUUAAAUAAUGUCAUAUCAACACACUGGCGUGUUUAUAUUUUAAACUAUACAAACAAAAAUGCAGAUAUUUAUUUUUUUCAAAAUAAAUCCUGUGAACAAAA
Anolis carolinensis (green anole) is the source of this 12603-nucleotide messenger RNA. It is a transcript of the gene corin, whose product is annotated as corin, serine peptidase. Bases 162 to 3536 code for a protein of 1124 amino acids. The transcript has 22 exons. The record is from RefSeq and is a predicted model, not a curated record. Gene Ontology annotation, biological process: regulation of blood pressure; peptide hormone processing. NCBI's taxonomy places the organism in Eukaryota, Metazoa, Chordata, Lepidosauria, Squamata, Anolidae. Gene Ontology annotation, molecular function: serine-type endopeptidase activity; protein binding. Gene Ontology annotation, cellular component: membrane.